Messenger RNA from Pollicipes pollicipes, 1646 nucleotides. Its product is annotated as tubulin beta-4B chain. Gene Ontology annotation, cellular component: microtubule. The record is from RefSeq and is a predicted model, not a curated record. NCBI's taxonomy places the organism in Eukaryota, Metazoa, Arthropoda, Thecostraca, Pollicipedomorpha, Pollicipedidae. The transcript has 5 exons. Gene Ontology annotation, biological process: microtubule-based process. The coding region runs from base 135 to 1478 and encodes 447 amino acids. Gene Ontology annotation, molecular function: structural constituent of cytoskeleton; GTPase activity; GTP binding.
UCACGGGUGGGUGGUGGAGGUUGGGUUGCGGCGUGUCUGCGGCUGUGCGGCUUUUGCGAAGUUUGGGAGCCGUUGGUGAUAUAUUGUAAGGUUAUUUUGGUUGAAUUGGAGUCGACACGGUGUAAGCUGUCAAAAUGAGGGAGAUUGUGCACAUGCAAGCUGGGCAGUGCGGUAACCAGAUUGGAGCGAAGUUCUGGGAAGUCAUUUCCGACGAGCACGGCGUUGAUCCAACGGGCACGUACCACGGCGACUCCGAUCUUCAACUGGAGCGCAUCAACGUCUACUACAACGAGGCGUCUGGUGGCAAAUAUGUUCCCAGAGCAAUUCUUGUCGAUUUGGAGCCUGGCACAAUGGAUUCCGUCCGAGCUGGCCCGUUUGGGCAGAUCUUCAGACCGGACAACUUCGUGUUCGGCCAAAGUGGUGCUGGGAACAAUUGGGCGAAGGGUCAUUAUACAGAAGGUGCAGAGCUCGUCGACUCUGUGCUGGACGUGGUGCGGAAAGAAGCGGAAAGCUGUGACUGCCUACAAGGUUUCCAACUCACGCACUCACUGGGAGGUGGAACAGGGUCCGGCAUGGGGACUCUUCUCAUCUCCAAGAUCCGCGAAGAGUACCCAGAUCGAAUCAUGAACACCUUCAGCGUCGUCCCCUCGCCCAAGGUCUCCGAUACCGUCGUGGAACCGUACAACGCAACGCUUUCCGUGCAUCAGCUUGUCGAGAACACCGAUGAAACGUACUGCAUAGACAACGAGGCGUUGUACGACAUCUGCUUUAGAACUCUGAAGCUAACUACGCCGACUUACGGAGACCUGAACCACCUAGUGUCCGCUACGAUGUCAGGUGUGACCACCUGUCUGCGUUUCCCGGGCCAGCUGAACGCAGACUUGAGGAAACUUGCGGUGAACAUGGUUCCCUUCCCGCGAUUGCAUUUCUUCAUGCCUGGCUUUGCCCCUCUCACGUCCCGUGGUAGUCAGCAGUACAGGGCUCUGACCGUUCCUGAGCUGACGCAGCAGAUGUUUGAUGCCAAGAACAUGAUGGCUGCCUGUGAUCCUCGCCAUGGCCGGUACCUGACAGUUGCUGCAAUCUUCCGCGGUCGGAUGUCCAUGAAGGAGGUUGAUGAGCAGAUGUUGAACAUCCAGAACAAAAAUAGCAGCUAUUUUGUAGAGUGGAUCCCCAACAAUGUGAAGACGGCCGUGUGCGACAUCCCACCGCGGGGGCUCAAAAUGUCUGCAACAUUCAUAGGGAACAGCACGGCAAUUCAAGAAUUGUUCAAACGCGUGUCUGAACAGUUCACGGCAAUGUUCAGACGCAAAGCAUUCCUUCACUGGUACACAGGAGAGGGGAUGGACGAGAUGGAGUUCACGGAAGCCGAAAGUAAUAUGAAUGAUCUCGUGUCUGAGUAUCAACAAUAUCAAGAUGCCACCGCCGAAGAAGAGGGUGAAUUCGACGAGGAAGAAGAAGAGGAGGGUGCUGAGCAGUGAUUUGUCGUGGUAUACAGGGUAUACGCUUUUGUAAAAUUGUACCCAUUGGCCCUUUUGAUAAGAGACCCAUUGCAAGUCUUUAACAGGCAGCCGACGAUUUUUGGAGAAAUACCAGGGCAUGCAGCGAGGUGUGAUGGCGAAGCCACCUUGAAUACACCUCGAAUGUUC